Molecule: messenger RNA, 1251 nt
Organism: Aspergillus homomorphus CBS 101889
Lineage: Eukaryota; Fungi; Ascomycota; Eurotiomycetes; Eurotiales; Aspergillaceae
Product: AN1-type zinc finger protein
Exons: 1
Coding region: 115-1170 (351 amino acids)
Cellular component (GO): cytoplasm
Molecular function (GO): zinc ion binding
Source: RefSeq, a predicted model, not a curated record
GUCUACUCAUAAGCCUUAAUUCCUCGAGCCUUCACUCCCCUCCAGACCCCUUUACUCUCUUACUUAUCACUCCUACUCAGCUCAAACCCAGCCAGCCUCACCAGUCCAACCACAAUGUCCCCGAUCUCCGUCCACCGCAGCAGCGGCGGAGGCAACAACAACAACAACAACAACAACAACAACAAUAGCCCCGAACAAUCCUACACGCAACUCCCAGACACGGAUCUCGACUCGAUCGGCCACCACUGCGACCUCUCCUACUGCCACCAACUAGACUUCCUCCCCUUCCGCUGCUCCUCCUGCAAGGGCACCUUCUGCCUGGACCACCGCACCGAGACCGCACACAAGUGCCCGCGCGCCGGCGACUGGGCCCGCGCCCGGGACUCUGCCUCUGCGUCUCCCUCCCCCUCCGCCAGCACCUCCUCCUCGCAAACCCAGACCCAAAAACCCACCAUCUACAAUACAACGCAAUGUGCCCACCUCACCUGCAAAACCCUAAUCCACACCCUCACCGACCCGGGCGUGAAAUGUCCCGAAUGCCGUCGCGAGUACUGCCUCCGCCACCGCCUCCGCGAAGGCCACGACUGCAAGCCUGCCGCUGCCGCCGCGUCGUCUGCCCGGCCCAGCGCUUCCUCGGGCUCGGCGGAUACGCUGAAAUCCAUGUUUGCGAGGGUGCGUGGCGGGAUUGCGUCCAAGCUUACCGCAAAUUCAACCUCGGGUGCGGGGGCCGGGGCGGGUGCUGCUGCUGCUGCCGCCGCCGCCGGGAAGACAUCCGCGAGUGCGGCGGGCAAGCGGGGUAGUAAGCCUGUUAACAGGGCGAUGCACGUCAACAACCUCAAGCGCACGGCCAAGGGCGAUGCGAAUGUGCCCGCUGAGCGGCGGGUGUAUCUUACUGUUGAGGCGGUGGCGUCGGCGGAGACGCCGAGCGGGACAGCGCCGCGGGGCGUGUUCUGGUUCGAUGCGCGGUGGAAGGUUGGGCGGUUGCUUGAUGAUGCUGCUAGGCGGCUGGGGGUCGAGAAUGUGAAUAAUCGGGUUGCCGGGGAGGAGGAGAAACUGCGGGUGUUCCAUGUCGAUGGGGGGGUGUUUUUGGAGUUUGGCGAUGCGGUGGGCGAGAAGGUUGCGCAGGGUGAUACGGUUGUUUUGUUAAGGGGGGCGGGGGUUAUGUUUUAGCUUCCUUUCUGUCUGUGUGUGGAUCUAGCUUGAUUUCUUCGGCGUGGAGUUCCGGGCAUUUGGGUGUCUACCUAUCUUGCG